GGGGUGGGACGAUGUCCCAGGACAGGAUCCGGGUGGGGGCUCGGGGAGUCCUUUAAGAGGAUCUACGAAUCGAAUGAGCCUCUACCGCAGCCAUAAUCUCCCCUGAUUUGAAGGAAGCUAUUAUUAUUUACAUUGCCCAGAAGGGAAACUGAGGUUGCGCGGCAACAACCCGAGGGGCUGGGUCUCGAACCGAGGGACUCCGAGCUCCGACCCGAACCCCGCCGUGCAGAACUAGGACAUUGCCACAGCGAGCGGACGCGAAGGGGCGGGGCAUGCGUACAGGAAGCCUUCUCUGCCCACAACCAAGGUGGCUGCGGAGAGGGCGGAAGUUUCCGCACUUGGGGCCUCCGAGGCCUCUCUUUCUCUCCUGGCGGACCCGCUCUCGAUGGCCGCAUGGGUCACGUGACGGGGGCGGGGGUGGCGGCGCGUUCUCCAAGGCUGCGAGGGAACCAGCGAGCAAGGCCGAGACGGGAGGGGCCUCGGCCUCGGGCGGGCAGCUGACAUGUCUCUCGAAGACCCGUUUUUUGUAGUCCGAGGCGAGGUGCAGAAGGCGGUGAACACGGCCCGCGGGCUGUACCAGCGCUGGUGCGAGCUCCUGCAGGAGAGCGCGGCGGUCGGGCGCGAGGAGCUCGACUGGACGACCAAUGAGCUGCGGAACGGCCUGCGCAGCAUCGAGUGGGACCUCGAGGACCUGGAGGAGACCAUCGGCAUAGUGGAAGCCAACCCAGGCAAGUUCAAGCUCCCGGCCGGAGACCUGCAGGAGAGAAAGGUGUUCGUGGAGAGGAUGCGGGAGGCGGUCCAGGAAAUGAAGGACCAUAUGGUCAGCCCGGCAGCCGUGGCCUUCAUGGAGAGGAAUACCAGAGAGAUGCUGACGGGCAAGCCAGCCACCCAGAAGUCCUCCAGUGACCUGCUGGCCGCCAGCGUGGUGUCAGCGGCCUCUCGAUACCUGGAGGAGCAGCAGGCCACGCAGCAGCUGAUCAUGGACCGACAGGAUCAACAGCUGGAGAUGGUGUCUGGGAGCAUCCGGGUUCUGAAACACAUGUCUGGCCGCGUCGGGGAGGAGCUGGACGAGCAGGGCGUCAUGCUGGACGCCUUUGCUCAUGAGAUGGACCACACCCAGUCCCGGAUGGACGGGGUCCUCAGGAAGAUGGCGAAAGUAUCCCACAUGACGAGUGACCGCCGACAGUGGUGUGCCAUUGUGGUACUGCUGGGGGUGCUUCUCCUCGUUCUCAUCCUGCUCUUCUCUCUCUGACCCCGGCCCUCCCCAGGGGGCUGGUCCCUCUAGCUGGGGGGCUGGCAGGGCCCGGCCCUCUGGGAGGAGGGGCUUCUGUCUGGGGAGCUGUCCCAAGGCUAGCAUUCAGAGCCACUGGGACCCUCAGGGCCCUAGGCAGAGCCCCUACUGCUGGUCUUGCCUCAAGUGCGCUUAGGGGGUGGUGGCGGUAGGGGGACCUCAGACACACCUCUCCCCAUUUCUGCUUCGGGUGCCCCAAAGCCAUUCGCCUCUGUGCCUUCUCCAUGUGCCAACUUGGAAAUAAAAUCCCAGCCUUUUUUGUACAUAUUUGUAUCAUAUGGUCUGUUGUUGAAACUUGUGGCUGCCCCUGAGUGGGAACUCCCAUUCUUAGCCCCCUGCUUGCACACACUGGGGCUCAGGGGGCUGUGUGUGUGUGCGCACGUGUGUACGUUAGGGAUUUCAGUAGUCGAUAUUUGGGACAGAAAAGACUAGUCUGGUUUAUUUCUUGCUUUUCAUGAUGGAUAAUUUUAUUAGCAUUGAAAAUCCCAAACUCGAAUUCUUCCUUGAGCUUUUGAA
This is a messenger RNA of Diceros bicornis minor, 1807 nucleotides long. It is a transcript of the gene STX10, whose product is annotated as syntaxin 10. The record is from RefSeq and is a predicted model, not a curated record. The transcript is spliced from 8 exons. Gene Ontology annotation, biological process: Golgi vesicle transport. Bases 503 to 1252 code for a protein of 249 amino acids. Gene Ontology annotation, cellular component: membrane. NCBI's taxonomy places the organism in Eukaryota, Metazoa, Chordata, Mammalia, Perissodactyla, Rhinocerotidae.